GGACGGGAGCCGGCUCUUUGAACCGGCUCGUUCGCAACCGACACAUCACUAUUGUAUUGUUCGACGUCUUCCCAAGACAGAAGCAACUUUGUGGUUUCUAACUCCCGAGAAACUACUUUAAUAGUUUUAUUUUUACUGGAUCUGCUUUAGAUUUAACAAACAAACGUUGGUCGGUAGCUUUACCAGCACACGAAGAGGAUUUAGAAGAAGAAUAAAGUGGUGAAUAUUGCGUCUAACGGAGCUAACUGUUGAUCACCAGUGUAGGUGCGUGACAGGAGACUUAGCUCUCCACCUGGGCUGGGUUGGAGAUGGGGGAUCCGGAGCCUGCAGAGUUUGGGUCCCUGGAGGAAGAGCUGCAGUACUGGAAGGAGCAGGCUACCAGCAACCAACAGAGUGCGGAGGAAGCCCAGGAGGAACUGCAGGAGUUUCAGCAGAUGAGUCGGGACUAUGAGGUGGAGCUGGAGAUGGAGCUGAAACAGUGUGAGGCCCGAAACCGAGAGCUUCUCUCCGCCAACAACCGCAUCAGCACGGAGCUGGAAAACUACAAGGAGAAGUAUGAGACGCAGCACUCGGAGGCCCACCGGCAGAUCUCCAGCCUGGAGGGAGACCUGGCUGAGACCACCGCCGUCAGAGACCAGCUUCACAAAUACAUCAGAGAGCUGGAGCAGGCCAACGAUGACCUGGAGAGGACCAAGAGGGCGACCAUCAUGUCGCUGGAGGACUUUGAGCAGAGGAUGAACCAUGUCAUAGAGAGGAACGCCUUCCUGGAGAGCGAGCUGGACGAGAAGGAGAACCUGCUGGAGUCUUUCCAGAGGCUGAAGGACGAGGCCAGAGACCUGAGACAGGAGCUUGCGGUGCAGCAGAAACAGCAGGUACAGGACAGGAAGCCGUCCCUCAGCAGUGCAAUCAAAGAUCCUUCCUCCUCCUCCUCCUCCUCCUCCUCCUCCUCAGCCUCGGCUGGUCUGCCCACCCCGCCCCUCACCCCACCGGACAAACGAACGGAGGACAAAACCACGUCUUCGUCCUCUCACCAGCCCGUCCCCUCCGCCACCACACCGUCCAGACCUCCGGAGUCCUUCAGCACCCCCCCGCCCUCCGUCAGCAGAGGUGAAAGCCUCUCGGCGACUCCUCUCACCACGUCGGCGAGAAUCUCGGCUCUGAACAUCGUCGGAGAGCUGCUGAGGAAAGUCGGGAACCUGGAGUCCAAGCUGGCGUCGUGUCGGGAGUACGUCCAGGAGCAGACAGUAGGCCGCAGAGGCCACGCUGGUGGACAGGGGGCGCCGUCGGGCCAGAACAACUCCUCAGAGACCCAUCCUACCAACGGCCUCUACAACAAGGGGUGAGACGAUGCAGGCUGGUGAAGAGGAUAGACUUCGGAGCGUCACCCAAGCUGCUGCUGUGAAAGUGAAGACGUCCUCCACCUCGAUCCCGAACCUUCCUCUGAGCUGCUCGUGCCUCCCCGUCCCUGCAGCCUGGAUGUAAACGGUACUGUGUUGGUUAGCAGAACGUGGACCUCUCUCACUCUGAGCUGCAGUGAUGCACAUGGACGGAUAUGUUUUCUAUGGAUACUUUAGGAUCCGGUCUGUUACCAGCUCAAGUCUACACAGUCUGAGUUUUUGUUUGUUUGUUUAUUAGCAGGACUUUCUUUUUGGCACUUAGCUUGAACUAACUUCCUGGACUUGUGCUGCAUGUCACCACCUCACCUCCUUUAUUUUUCGUUUGUGUCUUUUUUUUGUGUGUUAAGACUGAACACGAAGCGACUUUUAGAGGCAGCGUGACUUCGUACCGUCAAUGAAAAGACUUCAGAGGAUGCAGGUUCUCGUCGAGGUGGUUGAGCUCAGCAGAAAGCUGUAGUACUCCAAUACAUGACAGGGUUUCCCUCACUGUACGCUAGCGGGGGAUGAAUUUACAGAAGGAAAGCGCACAAGUGUACGGAGAGAAAAUGGCCCCACUUGUCAUUUCAUCUCGAUUACAUUUAAUACUCAUGUACAUUUAGCCACACAUACUGUAUGCAUCUCUUGUGGUCGACUCUACUCCGGUCCAGAAGGAGUCGGUAAUGCAACAUGUUCUCAUCUUAACCCGUCACAAACCGCCGCUUGGUGUCACUUUAGGAUUGGGCAACAAAACCACUUAGUUAGGUUUAGGAAAAAACAGCAUGGUUGGGAUUAAAACUAUUAUAUUUGUGCAGUGAAAAUUAAUGAAUGAAUCAUAUUUAUGAACUAGGAGACAAAAGUCUUAUCGUCUUCAUGGAGUCCCGAGGUGGAUUUCACUCCGUCUCCAAGGCUUCGUGGAUGCAUUUACACCUUGCUUUUUGAUAUCUAUGACGUAUGAAGUGACUUAAGUGUAAACAGGGUCGAUCAGUGUGGAGGAAAAUAAGAAACUUAACAGGAACUCUGGUUGUUUCUGACAUCGGUCUGAGCUGUAGCGUACGUGCACACAUGUGAAGUUAAACAUCUGUACCGUCACGUUUGUCUGCUAAAAGACUUCAGUGGUCAAACCUGCACAAUUAAACCAAAGUGAGAAUUUACUUUAUGUUUAGUUUGAACACACCUUGAACACUGGAAGGGCACUUUUAUCUACAGGAGAGAGAGAAAGGAGGCGGUUUUUGAGAAUGUCUUUAAAUUACUACUUUUGAAAUGUUAGGACAACACAGUCCAUCUUGUCCUCAUAAAACUACAUGUGAUGGUCUGAUUUAAUACAAUACGCCUCCGCAGCUGCAUUUUGUUGAAUGAGAGGUUGGCAAAAAAAACGAAUCCCAGAGAGAAUGGAAAUAAUAGUCGAUUCAAACACACAUUGUAGUCCUGUAGUUAAUUAGUUAUAGAAAGACAUGGACUUGGUAUCUGUGUUGUUGCUCAUAAUUAUCUUCAGGGUUUAUUUGAAGCGUGGAAUUUAGAUUUCCUGCUACUGGAGUCAGGAAACUGCUGACCUGGAAGGAGCUUUCAAAAGCAUCCCUCUGCAGGCCUUCGGGUUUUAAUGAACUGUGUUUUUUAUUACCAUGAAAAAGUCAAAUUACUUAUUAAAAGCAUAAUGUUUUGUGGGGAAAAAAAGAAAGUUUUGAAUGCAGAUCUUACUUAACAACAUCUAGUGGCCAUCAGUGGUUCUGCAUCUUAAAGCUGCCUAAAUGAAUAUGUUGUUGUAUCAAUAAUUAAUGAAAUGUAAUAAUGAAGAGAUUUAUUACAGUCACGAUUUCUGCCGCUCCAUGUAGCUUUUUUAGCCUCAUUUAUCUCCGACUAGUUCUGGUUGUACGGCUCAUUCAGCUGUCAAGAAAACUAAUUUUCUUCUUUUCUGAAUAAGAACAUUUUCUUUGCUUUCCCUCCUUGUAUGAUUGAGAUUAGCGUUAGAGGAAGCAUCACUUCUAUGUUGUUGAACUCCUUGUUAACCUGUUAAAUGUCCGUGAUGGAAGCAGAAUUACAACUAGAAUUGAACUUUGCAGCUUUUUCCCCCGUUUGCAGUGAGGUUGUCUUUAGGGCUGUCCGAUCUGUUACUUUAUAUUUACCUGACACCGCUGCCCAGCGCACACUCAAAGUUACUCAAAGCUAUAGAUAAGAUAAAACUUAUGUCAUCACGACAGAAACUACAUGGUAAAAAUAAUUUACAAAUUAUUCAAAAUAAUAUACAUAGCAGCGUAUAUACAGUAUUGAUUAAAUAUGAAUCUUUAAGAACAGCUUUAGGUUAUUAAAUUUGGCACACUUUAUUUUUCCUAAGUUUUCUGAUCCAAAUACUUGAGAUCCUGGUUUAGCAGUUUAUUUAUCUGAUAUGAGUGAACGUUUAACAGGCAGAAUGUACAUUUACUACUCUUACUUUUAUUAGAGAAGAUUUGUAAGGUGGACAAAAGUGUGCAGUACAGUGAAGUUGUUGUUUGAUGGGGUUUAUUUGACCCCUGGACAUCCCUAGUUGUCAUGUUGGUCAGUUUAAAGGUACAAUGAGUUGGAUUUUCAUCAUCACUUAUGAACCACUAGAAGUGUGUGGUGGUGUCUGUAUCUGCAGAGACCCUGCAGCCCUCUGCCUUUAUUUUAUUAUGUUGCUGUGUUCGGGACGUUUCUGAAUCCUAACCUCAAAAAAAACCCGUAAGAGGAAGCUGGCGCGGAAAAAACUUAAUAAAAUAACAAAGGUCUUUCCAAAACAAGAGUGAAUCUGGGGUUGGCUUUCACCCGCUGAGAAGGAGGGGCCAACUUUGAAUAAUGACAAAUCCUACUCAUUGUGCUUUUAACCGUCUUUAACACUUCAUUCUCCGCCGUUAUUUUCUGGUGAAAUUUACUGUGGAUAUUCAUGAUCCCCUGAGGAUGCUCGCUCACACCACCUGACCUUUCCAUCAGGCCAAAAACUAGCUAGACAAUAUCAAAAUAUAGUGAUUUUAACCUUUCCUUUAGCGCCACGCUCAGGACAAACUUUACACUUCCACUAUUGAUAAGGCUCUAAUAGAAAUUCAUCAGUAUGUUGUAUGUGAACAUUGACUUUGUUGAGAUGAGUAGAGGAGGCACCUUGUGGACUGAAUCCCUCUACAGAGCUCUACUGUACUUCUGUCUCUCCAGGAGUGAAAUAGGAAACGUCUUCUGUUAGAGAGGAGACAUGAAUACUUCAGUGAAGGCUACUUGUGUUUUAUGUUAAAAAGGAAAAGUAUGUAAUAGGUUGUUUGACUUGUAGUGAUAUAUAUAUAUACUGUACCUCUACUGUAGAGUCACUAAUGUAGGCUGUAGGUUCAGAUGCUUGAGUGUGUAGUUAAGCUGCUCAGGGCAGACUGGACGUUUCCUGUGAAGAUCAAAGACGUGGAACAUAAUUUGAGUUUUUGUUGUUGCCUUAUGUGACUCUAUAAGAGUACUUACUGUACAUGCUCACAUACAAAGACCUGUUCUGCUCUUUGUUCACCUCCAGUGCUGCUUAUGUUUCUGAAAAAGCAAUAAAACUUGAAAUUUAAAAAAAAAAAA
Sebastes umbrosus (honeycomb rockfish) is the source of this 4925-nucleotide messenger RNA. RefSeq names its product nuclear distribution protein nudE homolog 1-like. The record is from RefSeq and is a predicted model, not a curated record. The transcript has 9 exons. Gene Ontology annotation, cellular component: kinetochore; centrosome; kinesin complex. Gene Ontology annotation, biological process: cell migration; vesicle transport along microtubule; mitotic centrosome separation. NCBI's taxonomy places the organism in Eukaryota, Metazoa, Chordata, Actinopteri, Perciformes, Sebastidae. Gene Ontology annotation, molecular function: microtubule binding. The coding region runs from base 309 to 1343 and encodes 344 amino acids.